This is a messenger RNA of Solenopsis invicta (red fire ant), 6218 nucleotides long. Its product is annotated as high mobility group protein DSP1. Gene Ontology annotation, molecular function: DNA binding, bending. The record is from RefSeq and is a predicted model, not a curated record. Gene Ontology annotation, biological process: regulation of transcription by RNA polymerase II. NCBI's taxonomy places the organism in Eukaryota, Metazoa, Arthropoda, Insecta, Hymenoptera, Formicidae. Bases 792 to 2246 code for a protein of 484 amino acids. The transcript is spliced from 6 exons.
ACGUAUAUUCACGGGGAACUGAAGCUAAGCGCGCCGCGGCGUGUUCUACGCGCUGGUUACGCGUGAAGGGAAAUUAAAAACAAAGUAAGAAAAGGACGGGGAAAACGUCGUUCCGCCUGCCGUCGUUCGCCGUUCGCGAUGCGAGUAAGCGAGCACGGUCAAACGCGAGCGUUAUAGUGAUCGCGCGGUGUUUAACCGUCACCCGCGGAGACAGUGUUGUGUGACAGUGAGAACGCGUUUGAAACGCGUGCGUGUGGUGCGUGUCUCUCCUCUCCUGUCCAACAUCUAAGCGUUCGUAUCGGCGAGUUCCCAAGUGUGCGAAUGUGAGACGGAUUCCGUGUACGUGCGCGAGCGAGCGAGCGCGCGAGAAAGAGAGAGAGAGAGAGAGAGAGAAAAAGAGCGAACGAGCGAGAGAAAGAGGGUGAAAGAGAGUGAGAGAGAGAGAGGGAGAGAGAGGAGUAAUAUAGAGUUAGCUGUCUGUGUGCGCUGUGCGUGCACGCGGGAUGUUACCGAGUUAUGAGCGUACAAGCGUGCGCGUGUGCGUGUGAGUACUAGAAAGAAACGGAAAGACAGACAGAGAAAGGGAGGAAGAGAGAAAGAAAGACGGGACAGGAAUAGAGAGAGAGAGAGAGGAAAAGAGAAAGGGAACGCUAGCGCGUGCAUGUGUACGUGCGCGCGCGCGUGCGAGCAAUUCCUCCGUGAAUUUUUCUUUUCCCUCGCUGGUGUUGUGUCACCGGCGGGUAAAACGAGAGGCUGAGGACGCUGACGGACGUACGGACGUACGUCGCGAUAUGUCGGAGCACCACCGCGUGGCCGGUGGCUGGGGCACCGCGAGCCCGGGUAACCGAGAGGAUGCCAGCGGCGGUGCCGCCUGGUGGCCCUCGGGCCUGAACGCCGAUCAGCAGCAACAGCAGCAGCAGCAGCAACAACAGCAACAACAAAAUCUACAUCAACAUUUGAUGAAUCAGCAGCAACAGCAGCAGCAGCAGCAGCAGCAACAGCAGCAGCAGCAACAGCUCGCGCAACAACAGCAGCAGCAACAGCAACCGCAACAUCAUCAGGACAACGUCCGAAGUACUGCCGCCGCGGUGAACCAACAGCUCUUCUCCUACAAAAUGGCCUCCAGCUUCCAGAACCCGGCCACCACCGGCGCGAUAUCGAGUCCGGUCUCGACAUCCACGCCGGUCGGCGGCGGCGCCGCGUGCAUGAGGGGUGGAUACGAUUACAGGCUCGGUGCGGCGCCGGGUCCUGGACAAGGCGCCGCCGGUGGCGGUGGUGGCGGCGGUGGCGGUGCGGGUGCGGGUGCCGGUGGCGGCGCCGCCGCCGGCGUACCCGGCACACCUUCCGCACCGCCACCCGGCGUACAGUGGUGGUAUCCAGGCGGAGUCAUGGACGCCGCUGCCGCGCAGAACAACCUGCACCAGCAGUUGCAGGGCCAGCAGCAACAACAGCAGCCACAGCAGCAACACCUCUCGCCCAUUACCACGCAAACGUCCACGCCCCCCGUUAUGUCCCCGAUCUCACAUCCGCACGUAGGUCAACUAGAUUUCCGAUUAUUUCUGCAGCACCCGAUACAGCAGAUACCGCAAAAUAAUCUUCAACAAAAUAACGCUCAGAGUCUGCAGCGGGACAAUAUGCCGAGAGGAAAAGAUUCGAAGCCAAGAGGACGGAUGACAGCGUAUGCGUUCUUCGUCCAGACAUGUCGCCAGGAGCAUAAAAAGAAGCAUCCCGAGGAAAAGAUCGUCUUCCGGGAAUUCUCCAAAAAGUGUGCAAUGAGGUGGAAGACCAUGUCGGACAUCGAGAAGAAGCGUUUCCACGAAAUGGCAGAGAAAGAUAAGAAGAGAUAUGACACGGAGAUGCAGAACUAUACGCCGCCUAAGGGAGAAAAUAAGGGCAGGGGCAAGAAACGCAAACACAUCAAGGAUCAUAAUGCUCCCAAGAGAUCGCUGUCUGCUUUCUUCUGGUUCUGCAAUGACGAGCGCGGUAAGGUCAAAAUGCUGAAUCCUGAAUAUGGCGUAGGUGAUAUAGCUAAGGAAUUAGGCAAGAAAUGGUCGGACGCAGAUCCCGAAACCAAAUCCAAAUACGAGGCUAUGGCAGAGAAGGACAAGGCUCGAUACGAAAGGGAAAUGACUGCGUACAAAAAGAAAAUGCAAAAUGAUGGUGCCCCAAUGGUGGGAGGAGCGCAGGCGAACCAAACUAUAAUAAAAAGCGACAGCGAAGAGGAAUGGAAGGAAGACGACGAAUAGCGGAUGCACGUCGAAAUUUCUUCAUCUAUCACCCCGUGUCCUUCAUCCUGAAAGCAUACCUCACCUACUGUACGUACCAUUGACCUUAGCGUGAGCGUACUUACACCACCAUCACUAGGAGAACAAAGCAACUAACCACCAAGCAACCUACCAAUCAACCUACCAAUCAAGCUCUUCAACAAUCCCCACCAACCAACCUCCUAAUUCUUUCCCCGAUUAUUUACGAUAAUGAUAAAGUAAUCCGCGCUAAUUAUGGUAAUUAUUUUAAAAGGAAAAACUGGUAUGCAUGAGUGAUGCGCGAGCAUGAGCGAGAGAGGAUUAUUUGUGUGCGUGAACAUUUGUACUUUAACAUAUUGAUAGUAACGAUGAUGUAAAGCGGCUAGUAGGAUAGCGGAAGAUAAUAAUGGAAAAAAGAAAUCAGAUUCAUGAGUAAAAAAACAAAAGCGGAAGAGAUAAGAAGACGGCAAGUGCCCAUACUUUCUCUCUCCGGAUGGAAGGUGCAGGGGCUCAAUCAUUGUUGACUUUUUGCUCCGUCGACGCUAUAUUAUAUGUAGCUUAGUUUACUAAUGACGAAACGCCGCGAUAAUGACGGUCCCGCAGCGCGAAGAUCAAAAAUUGUUUUAACACAUUCUUUCAGAUUCAUUUUGAAUUCAUUACGAAGCUCGUCGAUUUUAUAAAUGUUUUUUUUUUAAUUAGUAGCAUUAUAAAUCUAAUUUUUUAAAUAAUUUACAUCUUAUAUUUUUUCCGCAAGUAUGCAUGCAAAUAUUUUUUUGCAAGUAUCGGCACGGGAAAAGUAGAGACCGCUUCCUAGGAUCCUCGUUCUUCAGAGGGGCGCGUCAUGUCGCGGCGUUGCAAAAUUAAUAUACUAUAUUUUGGGGGAUCUUUUUUUAGUUCAGUUCAAUUCAGUUCAGUUCAGUUCAGUUCUGUUCUGUUCACUUGUUGUCAGAGCGUCGUUAUGGCAUUAACACAUAUACACAUACACAGACACGUACAGACAAUUGUUGUAUAUCCUUGUACAGAGAGCUUCAUUUUUUCUUUCGUAUAUUUUUAGCAAAUCGAGCAUAUUGAGCGCGCGUGAUGGGGCAUGGGGCCGCUUUACGCAUAUUUGCGAAUAUAUAAUUGAUUUUAUCGUGGUACACACAUGUCUCUUGUAGUAGCUGUAAGUACGUUUAGAAUUAAGUAUACGUGUAUCUUAACGCAGACUUGAAUUCUCCGGCGACUCUCUACGUCUUUUUUAGCAUAUGAUGAUGUACUUUUUUUCGAUUUUUACACGGCGGUGUUCAAGCCACGAGCCACCACGUGAUUGAGCCUUAAUUACGUAGCCGAUGGACGAUCGCUCCGAUGCGAAUUGGGAGAAACUGUGUGCGAGAGAGAAAGAGAGUGCGCAUGUAUGUAGCUCGCCCGCUUCUCUAUUAGAUCGUUGCAUAUGAGAUGUCAUUUUUCUAAAAAAGUUAACCUCUUUUAAUAAUCAAACCAUAUUUAUGCAUGUUAAUUCUUUUACACAAAAGUAUGCUACAGUAAAUCAUGAUUUGCUUACUUUUUCCAAGUAAUAUACGGGAGAAUUGAUAAAUUUAGCAUAUUAUUUUUGUAUUUUAAACAUAUUUCAAUUGGACAUUAAUAAUAAAUUGUUAAUGUGUUAAUAUUACCAUUACUUAUGCAAUGUCGUGUUAAUUCUAUUUUAUUAUAAUUAUAUAAUUUCUACAUUGGUUACGGAUCCGGAUAUCUUUUUUGAUAAAAUAAGAAUUAAUUUUAAGGAUAACUUAGUAAUGAUUUAUUAUUUAGAUUUAUGCACCUAUAAUGAAUCGUGUGAAAAAAAGUGAAUAAUUGUACACAAAAUUUAACGUCCGGAAUAUAAAGCUGGAAAUACAUAUAUAUUUUUAAUAUCUUUUUAUCUUUAAGUUUCCUACAUUUUUUUGCUCAUCGAUUUUGUGAACAUCACUAGGUUUUUUUUCUAAUAAUAGAAUUAUUAGAAACGUCAAAUCGAGUUCUUUUUUUUCAAUUAUCUUAGAUGCAUCUUACAUUAUUUCGAAAAUUAAAGAUUAUAAAAUCGACGUUCAUAUAAAAUCGACAUUUCAUGUGCAGGGACCUAAUAUUAAAUCAAAAUUAGUGACACGAUAUUCUAGUAUCUCGUGGAGCAGCAGUAUCGCCGCGCUAAGUCCUAACGUUUGUUUAUCAAAAAACGACGACUGUUGUACUCACGAAAACAAAAUUCCAUUUUUUAUUAUAGAUAUCUGCGCUGUUUCGAGGCUGCCGGCAGCCUGUAGCUAACGAAAAAAGAAUUCCUCUCCGAUAAAUCGAUCGUAACUCCAUGUUGGUUCUGAACACUUAUUCUGUUAACUUUGAAUUCGACAAUACUAAUGGAAUCAUGCUUAUUUCGUCGUUUUUUUUUUUUUUUAAAGCUACGGUCGCGCAAGAGUGUUGAAAUAAAAUAUGGAUGGCGCAGUAAACAUUAGACUUUCAUCCUGGCAUAUAGCAUCGAAAUCGAUACAUGUGACUCUCGUGCGAUCAUAGCUUUAAUUGCACCGCGAGAUGACAUUUUGUAUUUUAUUCUUCGUUUGACUUUUUCUCUCUUUCUCUCUCUCUCUCUCUCUCUCUCUCUGUUUUAUUUUCUUAGCCCAACACUGAAGUGGUCCCUGCCCCUUGCCAUCGCCAUUCUCCCUCUCACAUUCGUUUUUAACUCACUGGAAGAAAUAAAAAACAAAAAAAAGUAGUAAAAGGGUAAUACGUUCAAAUCUCUCGUCUCGAGACUCUCACGUGAAUGAUAUAAUAACCGCCGUUUCCUUCGUUAAAUCAUAUUCCCGGGAGUAAUCGGAAUAGGAGAUAAGCUCCCCGCGAGGAAAAGGCGUUUUCUCUGUCUUGUACUGCCUCGAGUCAUCUGGUGUACAGCAGGCUGUAUUAUAAUAAAUUAUUGUGGUUUCUUGUAAUAUUAACAUUCCUAGAUCCUAUAGCGUGUACAGUGAUUCUAAUCGCAUUCGGGAUUAGAGAGGGGACCGAGAGAGGAGCCGUAACCGAAGUAAAAAGAAAGAAAAAAAAAAGAACGAAUGGAAAGACAGGAAAAGAAAAACAGAAAUAGGAUCUCACUAGUUUCUUCUUCUCUUCGUCAUUGAAUGACGCGAGAUGGGUAUACAUGUAAACGUAUGAAAAAUAUAACAUUAUAUGUUUAUAUGUGUACAUUUAUGCUCGUGUGUAUCUAUGUAUGAAUUUUUAGAGGCUUUCUUAUAAUUGGGACUGACACACUCGCACCCUUGAUAUAUACAUAUAUAUAUAUAUAUAUAUAUAUAUAUAAUAUAUAUAUAUAUAUAUAUAUAUAUAUAUAUAUAUAUAUAUAUAUAUAUAUGAUAUAUACAUAUUUGGCCCGAAAAAUUUGUCGUCACCUUUGUCAAAGAAACGUUUAAAGUCUCUCUUCGUCUCUCCCCCGCCUCCCGUUCCCUUUCCCUCCCCAACCCUAGAGCACAUUGUCUCGCAUUAUCGACGUAAAAUGAACAAAAAAAAAGAAUGGUAAAAUAUAGACAUGGAUUCUACGGACUGAUCAGCGGACCGAUGAGCGGAACGUGCGAAAAAAAAAAGUAAUCUGUUUUCUAGAGGGAGUUAGAGGACGCGGAUGACAAACGACUGUAAAAUAUCAAAUUGUAAUAUUUUAAUACUGAUUUGCAGAUGUGCAUAAUUUUAACAUAUAGCUGGUUAUAAAAGGGGGGAAAAAAAGUGAGCGGAUUGUGAACUGACACUGAUAUUGUGCGAGACACGGUAUCCGUUCGAUUGGAGAGAACAGUUGUGAACGAAUAAAAGGGGGGGGAUGAAAAACGAAAAAAAGGAAGGAAAAAAACAAGAACGGAAAAAAAGCGUAAAUAUUUCGAAAAGAGGAUCAUGACAUGAAUUUCCUGUGUUAUACUGCUAGGGGAAUUAUGAUAGUUACACGAGAAGAAAUGUUUGUUUUGUAUAUCUCUUAGGGAUAAAUAAACUUUUCAAAAAAUA